AUGGGUGUAUCCCCCAAGUCCAGCCCUGCCGGUGCGUUUGCACGCACAGCUCCUGCCGUCAUGCCAGGUGACACUGGUGACACUCGGCCACAGCUGCAAAACACUGGCAACCUGCCUGUCCCCAGCCUGGCACAAUGGGGAGAGGCAGGGCCACCCUGGGCCCAGGAGCAGCCAGGGAGUGCUAGAGAAACUCCAGCUGAGCGCAGAAGCCCAGAUUUUGCCAAUGAGACGGUGACAUCAGCAACAAAGGCUCUCGGGCGGAUCUCCCACCAACUACACGGCUCGAAUGCCCCUCUCGGGCAGGAGCCGCGCGCGGUGCCCGAGCCGGGGGAACGCUCGGGCCCAAGCGGCGGCGAAGGAGCGAGGGAGGCGAGGACGCGGCUCCGGUUACGCCUCGCCCGCAGCCCGCGAGCCGCGCGGUGCCCGCGGCGGCGCACACACCGCCCCCCGCGGAGGCGGGAGGGGCCGCGCGCCGCCCUCCGCCCCCUCCCCCGCGCCGCACGCGUGGGGCUCCGCGGGCCGCGCAGCGCCCCGCCCGCAGCCGCCGCCCGCUGCGGGGAUCGGGAGCGAGCGGAGCGCAGCGGAGCGACACACGGCACUGCGGCGGCCGGGCCCCCACCCCUCCCCUCCCCGGGCCGCGGGGAGGCGGCGGCCGGGCGCCCCGGGCUGCGCUCGCACGCAGCUGCGACGCCCCGCCGCCCGCCCCCGCGGCCCGGCCCGGCGCUGCGCGGCGCGCACGGGCAGGCUCAGCCCCCGCGCAGAAAGUUAGAGAAGUUGCCCGCCUCGCCCCCUCCUUCCCCUCGCGUCCCCUGGGAGCGCGGAGCGGCGGCGAGGCGCCCUGCGCAGGGGGAAGGGGAGAGGGCGCCGGGCGGCGCGGUCCCUGCCCGGCGCGGAAGGGGGGCGGCCGGAGCGCGGAGCGGCCCGCGCCGCUGCGCACCGAGUCCUUGUCAGCCGGGGAGGAGGAGGCGGCGUGCGCCGCUCUGCUCCCCAAAUCACCCCUUUUGUCACCGGGGAGAGACCCUCCCUCAAGUUUCGCUAUCGCUGCGUGCUGGGGGUGAGGGGGAACGUCCUGAACAGUCCCUUCAAAAUCGCUCCCCGCUGCCCCAUCCUCCCCCGGCCCGGCCACGGCAGGCGCUGACCCCCAGAUCAGCCCCUCGCCUUCCCGGUUCCUCGCACUCUUCCCCCCCAGCCAGGGGCGCGGAGAGGCGGCACCCGACCUCCGCCUGGCCUGGGAGCAGGAAACCGGCCCCUCGGCCCGGCAGGGUGGGGUGCCGCGUCCCCCCCUCCUCCCUCGCCGAAACAGGGGGACGUCCCGGCGAAGUAACCCCGCGCGCCCACCCCCCACCGCCGGGCCGGGGGGUGCGAGCACGAUGCCCCGGCAAGGGGCGGCCCCGCGGUCCCUCGGCUCCCCGCGGAGGGGCCGCAGCCCCCGCCCCGCUCCCCCCGCCGCCGGCGCGGGGGAAGCCGCCUCGCCGCGGCCGCGGUGCCGCCCGCCAACGCCGCCCCUCCGCGCACCGGCGCGGCCGCGGGCGUCCCCCCGGCGCUACGCGGGGCGGCCGGGCAGGCGCGGGGGGCCCGGGCACACCCCCCGCCGCGCCGGAGCCGUUACCGGGGUCAGUGCCGUCUCCCGCCGCUGCCGCCGGCGCUGACCUUCGCUUUGUAAGAUGA
Messenger RNA from Oenanthe melanoleuca, 1668 nucleotides. Its product is annotated as basic proline-rich protein-like. The record is from RefSeq and is a predicted model, not a curated record. The coding region runs from base 1 to 1668 and encodes 555 amino acids. Lineage: Eukaryota; Metazoa; Chordata; Aves; Passeriformes; Muscicapidae. The transcript has 4 exons.